CGAUUGUCAACGGCCCAAAAUUUCUUUCUAGCGGACUCGGUUUCUGGGACAGCGAGCGGACAAGUUCAUUUUCAUGUUCAGGAUCUUCAAGGCUUGAACCAACCCUUCACCAAUUUUUUUUCCCUCUUAACUUUCGCAAGUCGCAACCAUCUUCGCUUCUUGCUUUACUCUCUACCUCUCAGAAGCACUUUGCAAGAUCUGUUCUGCAACGACAACUCACUGAAAUCUUACCUCCCUCUUCAAUCACAUCACAAUGUCGGGAGGCAUUCAGCCCGUGGCGGUCUACGCCAUGAAAGUCCCUCCGGGUGACAUUAUGGUCCCGGCUGUCCCUGAGUUCGCCGCUAUGUUCCGCGUCACCAUGGCCGCAAUUGACCCCAGCGCCGAACCCGAGUACGAAGAUGCCGAUGACAAGCGCCCGGCACGAGCUACGCUCAAAGUCGUUCGAGUUCCUGACCACAUGUUCGACGAUGAAGACUCCGAGGACGACGAGGACUACCUUGACGGCCUUGAAGAUGACGAGUCGUCGGAUGAAGACGAAGUCAAUGGCGGACCAAGCGAGCGCAAAUCCAAGAAACAGGCACUCCUUGAGGCUCUUGCCGCAGACGAGAACGACGAUGAGGACAUGGAAGACGAUGAUGACGAGGACGAAGAUGACGAUGAGGCUGACGCGAAGGCCAUUGCUCAACUCAAGAAGCUCAUGAAAGACGCAAAGGGCAAAGGCAAGGCCAUCGACGGCGAAGAAGACGAUGAUGAGGAUGACGAGGAAGAUUCUGACGAUGAGGCCGUCGAGAUGGACGAGGUCGUUGUCUGCACGCUUGAUCCGGAAAAGAACUACCAACAAACCCUUGACUUCACCGUCGGCGAAGGCGAAAAGGUCUUCUUCAAGGUCUCGGGCACCCACACCGUCCAUCUGACCGGCAACUACGUGAUCCCUCAAGACGACGGCCAGGCUUCCCUGUACGACGAAGAUGACGAGGAAGACGACUACGAUCUCUCUCCCGACGAGGACGAGCUCGACGCCUUCGGCGAGUCCGACGAAGAGUCCGACGAUCUCGACGACCUGGAAGACCCUCGCGUGACAGAAAUUGAUUCCGCCGACGAAGAGGCUUUGGCCAAGGAAUCGGCCAAAGGCAAGAACAAGCGCCCAGCCGAAGAGAGCGACGAGGACGAAGAGGCCAACCUCGACGACAUCAUGGCCAAAUCGUUGAAGGAGGACGAAGCCAAUGGCGAAGAGAAGAAACUAAGCAAGGCCGAGAAGAAACGCCAGAAGAAACUCAAGAAGAACGACGGUGAAGCCGCCGCCGCUCCUGCUGCCGAGGGCAACAAGAAAGAAGCCGCCAACGGGUCCGAGAAAAAGGUCCAAUUCGCCAAGAACCUCGAACAAGGCCCUACCCCGUCAGGAACCUCGCCUGCCGCCAAGGGCGCUGCCGACAACAAAUCCGUGGGCGUCAAGGAAGUCAACGGCGUGACCAUUGACGUGCGCAAGGUCGGUUCUGGUCCGGCCGCAAAGAAGGGCAACCGUCUGGAAAUGCGAUACAUCGGCAAGCUCGACAACGGCAAGGUCUUUGACAGCAACAAGUCCGGCAAGCCGUUCAGCUUCAAGCUCGGCGCCGGCGAGGUCAUCAAGGGCUGGGACAUUGGUCUCGAGGGCAUCCAGGUCGGCGGCGAGCGACGUCUCGUCAUCCCGCCACACUUGGCCUAUGGCAACAAGGCUCUUCCGGGCAUCCCCAAGAACAGCAAGCUCACUUUUGACAUUAAGUGCUUGAGCAUCAAAUGAGCGUAACCACACCGCUGGAGGCUUGAGCUCCGAAGUGGUUGGGUUGUAAUUCGACUCAUUGCAUUUGUCGGGCCUACGCGUCUAUGCGUCUCUUUCUUUACCUCUUUGCAACCUGUUUUGAGUCCAAAGGCGUUCUCUGAGACGGUGUUAGUUAUCACAAUCGGAAAAGUUCUUCUAUCUCGAGUCCGUGGGUGCAGCCCAGCCUUGGUCAAGCUGCUUCCCUCACCGUUCCUGGGUAAUGCAUUUCACUGCGUUGCCUAAUAUUUCCCAAGUUGUACAGUACAUACCCCUUAGGAUAGCUAGUUGUCAGAGAGUGAAUGCAGGCGGAGAGAUGGUGGAUGGGCACUUCUCUUAGAUAGAUAGGUCAUUCAACCUCUUUUCCCUGAGAUUCAAAGACCAAGGCUUUGUGCACGUUAGAUACCUCAUACCGAUCUGGACAACUUCAGGCAAGGGAGCAUCGCAAUGUUCGUUUCCUGCAUACUAGUAUAUAGACUACCAGUACUUAGUCUUCGUGUUGUCAACUCGACUCUGGGGACCGUUGGUCUCAAGCAGGAGUUCCUGGAUCCCGCAGAACGCCCAAUUUUCGAAAACAUAGACGACGGAUGCAAUGUGAAGAUCUGUUGAGAGUGGUCAUGGAAAAGGGAUCUGCUCAACCCAUGCCGGGCGGUACUUAUCGUUGCCAUCUUCGGCACUGGUAGACCUGGGGUUUGAGCAGGCCAUCCCUCCCAAUUUAAGAAAAUGCUGUUCCUCACGUCUUUUCAGAAGCUCUGCGUAUGCAUAAUAAAGCACUCCCG
Molecule: messenger RNA, 2571 nt
Organism: Exophiala dermatitidis NIH/UT8656
Lineage: Eukaryota; Fungi; Ascomycota; Eurotiomycetes; Chaetothyriales; Herpotrichiellaceae
Product: peptidylprolyl isomerase
Exons: 3
Coding region: 254-1777 (507 amino acids)
Cellular component (GO): chromatin; nucleolus
Molecular function (GO): macrolide binding; peptidyl-prolyl cis-trans isomerase activity
Source: RefSeq, a predicted model, not a curated record